Molecule: messenger RNA, 441 nt
Organism: Adineta steineri
Lineage: Eukaryota; Metazoa; Rotifera; Eurotatoria; Adinetida; Adinetidae
Source: the annotation of a GenBank genome assembly
AUGGAAUCAGAAAAGAAACGUAAAAAUAUUGAUGAUCAAACAGAUAUUAGUUCGAAGUUAAUAAAACUAGAUAACCCAUCACCUGAAACUCAAACAGUAUUACUUCCUCUACCAACUAUUGUUCAUUUGCGUCGCUUAAAAGGAAAAAUUGUACAAGAUUGUGAUAUAUAUAUUGGUCGUGCUUGUAAUAUGGGUGGUUGGCAAUUAAAACAAAGUAAAUGGCAUAAUCCUUAUUCAGUUAAACAAUAUGGACGAGACGGUGCUAUAGAUCGAUAUAGAAAAUAUAUUGAAUCUAAUGAAAAUAAUUUACUCAAUGAUCUUCAUGAACUUAGUGGUAAAAAAUUAGGAUGUUGGUGUAAACCUAGUCCAUGUCAUGGAGAUGUUCUUCGAGAACUUUUCAAACGAGAAGUUCAACAAUCAUCUAAAACUUUGAAUAAUUGA